AUGGAAGCAUCCCUACCAACAGUCGAAUCUUCAGAAAAUUCAAAUAAUGGUAAUAACAAUAAUAAUAGUGGGAGUGAAAAUAUAAAUAAUAUAGGAAAUGUCUCAUUAAUUAGCCAAUUAGGUAAUACCAGAACCAGCCCAUUCUUUUCAUUGUUGAGACUUACAUCACAAUCCAAUCUUCAAGAGCUUUUAGCUGGCUCUUUAGCAAGUGAUGGUUCAGUUAUACACUCAAAUGAAAUCAAUGAAUUAUUUACACAAACCAUAUUAUCAAAUAUAGCGUCAACCACACCAGUUAAUAAAGGAGUUUUAGGUAAUGCUACUUUUUUUGAAACCCAUCACAGAGCUGUUAAAGGUGUAGAUUUUUCGCCAAAUGACGACCAUAUUUUUUGUUCUGCAGGAUUAGAUGCAAUGGACCCAGAUAACCCCAAUAUACUAGUGACUCCAAAUAUUACAGGUAAAGGUUUAUCACAGAUUGAUAUCAGAUCACCAAUAACAAUUAAAAAUAUCGAUCCAAUUCACCAAAAUACAAUUAACGAUAUACAGAUUUUAAACUCCUCUUGGUCAAGAUAUUACAAUAGAGGGAAUAAUAGUGGCAAUAACAACAAUGUAAAUAAUAAUAGUGGUAGUUCCACUUUGGGAAGUUCAAGCACAAGUUUAAUAUUAACAGCUUCAUCAGAUUCUACUGUAAAAAUAAUAGAUAAUCAAAAGAAUACUCUGAGACAAAUGGACUCAACAUCAUCCCAGCAUUGUGUAGCCCAUACGCCUGAACCACCCGAAUCAAAUGGUUCUUGUAUUGCAGUAGGUGGCGAUAAACUAUCAAUAUUCCUACCUGAUGGUAAUUUACAACAUUCCUAUGUUAUCCCCUCAAGUAGAUCCAUUAUGAAAACAGCCUAUACACACAAUGGUACUAAACUAUUUAUAGCAAACAAUGACGGUAAUUUACGACUAUUCAAUAAAACAAACUACAAACAUGACUUAAUUGGUAUAGUUUAUAAACACUCUAGAGAUAUUCAAGACUUAUCAAUUUCAAAAAAUGACGAAUAUUUAGUGACAGCCUCGGCUGAUUCUAAAGUAGGUUUGAUUAGAAUAGGCGAACCUAUAUUUGGGCCAUCAGAAUUUGGUGAAAUUAUGUAA
Messenger RNA from Dictyostelium purpureum, 1134 nucleotides. RefSeq lists its product as uncharacterized. Gene Ontology annotation, molecular function: protein binding. NCBI's taxonomy places the organism in Eukaryota, Evosea, Eumycetozoa, Dictyosteliales, Dictyosteliaceae. The transcript has 3 exons. The coding region runs from base 1 to 1134 and encodes 377 amino acids. The record is from RefSeq and is a predicted model, not a curated record.